UUAUUAUUAUUAUUAUUAUUUUCUCAUUUUUAUUAUUAUUUUUUAAUGUUUUACAUCUUCUCAAAUAUCUUAAGGACACGUUUGUCUUGUAAAUUCUAUAUACAUUUAGUGUGGGUUUGUGUGUGUGUGUGUGUGUGUGUGUGUGUGUGUGUGUGUGUGUGUGUGUGUGUGUGUGUGUGUGUGUGUGUGUGUGUGUAAUGGAGUAAGUGUUCAUUUUUUUUUUUAAUGAGAAAUGACAUAGUAGUUGUUGUGGUUUCCUGAAAACCAAAGUGUAUAAAGAGAGACAGUCAGUCAGUGUGUCAGUGUGUGUGUUUCACACUGAGGGACUGGUGUGUGUGUGUGCAGAAGAAUCAGUAAUGAUGAAGUGCUUAUAUCUUUUGUAUGUCGUGUUUCACGUCUCUGCAGGCUGUGAUCUCUCUGCUCAAACUAAAUAUGAAUACAAUGGACACCCUGGUGGUUCAGUUCUGUUACUCUGCUCCUGCUCUGACCUGCACACCAAACAUCACACAUUCACCUGGAUGUCCUACAGAACAGGAGGUCUGAAAGACAUGUUAAAUGAUGAACACUACCGUGGCAGACUUCAGCUGUUUAAUAACACUUCUCCUGGUAAUCUGUCUCUGCUCAUAUCUGACCUGAGAGAAGAGGAUCAGAGAGUCUACAGGUGCAGGACUGAGAAGGAUUACAGAGACAUGAGUAUUUAUGUUAAAGGCUGUGAUCUCUCUGCUCAAACUAAAUAUGAAUACAUUGGACACCCUGGUGGUUCAGUUCUGUUACCCUGCUCCUGCUCUGACCUGCACACCAAACCUCACACAUUCACCUGGAUGUCCUACAUAAGAGGAGGUCUGAAUGACAUGUUAAAUGAUGAACACUACCGUGGCAGAAUUCAGCUGUUUAAUCACAUUUCUCCUGGUAAUCUGUCUCUGCUCAUAUCUGACCUGAGAGAAGAGGAUCAGAGAGACUACAGGUGCAGCACUGAGAAGGAACACAGAAACAUGAGUAUUAAGGUUGAAGGCUGUGAUCUCUCUGCUCAAACUAAAUAUGUUUACAUUGGACACCCUGGUGGUUCAGUUCUGUUACCCUGCUCCUGCUCUGACCUGCACACCAAACCUCACACAUUCACCUGGGAGGCCUACAUAAGAGGAGGUCUGAAAGACAUGUUAAAUGAUGAACACUAUCGUGACAGACUUCAGCUGUUUAAUAACAUUUCUCCUGGUAAUCUGUCUCUGCUCAUAUCUGACCUGAGAGAAGAGGAUCAGAGAGCCUACAGGUGCAGCACUGGAUUAAAGGAAUACAGAGACAUCUGGAUAAAUGUUAAAGGAGGAAGAGAAACUUCAACACGCUCGGGUAAAACAGACAGAAGACCUCCAUCAGAACAGCCUUCAAGUAAAACAACAAACUUUCCACCUGCAUCAUCCUCAACAACACUAGAACAAGGAAGAAGGGAAUCUUCAACACGCUCAGAGACAACAGACAGAAGACCUCCAACAGAACAGCCCCAGAUCACAAAAAUCUCUGCACCUACAUCAUCCUGUACUGUACUGGAACAAACUAAACAACAACCACACAGCAGCCUCCCUUUGGUUCUCAGCAUUGUGGCUGCUUUUCUGUUGGUGAUAGUUGGUGUAAUGGCAUUUAUUUGUUGGAGACGCAAAGGAAGAAGAUGUGGAAAGAACGUGAUAACUGAAGGACAUCCAAAGCAGAAGGAUCAGACUGUUCCUGAUGUUACUUACUCUACUGUAAGCCACAUUCACACAGCCGGAGCAGCUCGGGUCCAGAUCAGUGUGGGAGAGAAAACUGAAUAUGCCAGCAUUGUAACAAAUUAAUCUGCAGUAAAUAUAUAGAAUAAUGCUGAAAUCAUACAAUAGAUUAAAUACAUACCAUGGUAAGCACUGGAUUCACAAUAUUGACUUGGUUUAUUUCCUGUGAUUUGUUUAUAACCAUAAAUAGCAGAUUGUAAUCAUGUGGGUAAUCUUACAAAUCAUGAUUUUAGUGUUUUGUUAUUUUAUAUCUUUUGUGUAGCAUUCUGCAAAAAAAAAAGUUCAUCACUCUGUUUUGUGUAAGACAUGGUGUCCUCUUUUCCAUAAAAACUAGAAAUCUUAGGGUCUGUGGCUUACUUGGUCUUUUUCUGUGUGAACGUGUAUGUUUCUGUGCAUGUGUGUGUAGACACAGGCAUAAAUAUGUCUGUGUGUGGACAAUUCCCUUUCAGGCAGAUUUCAGACAGAUUGAUUUUUACUCCUUGUAGAAGCAUCAUGUGAUCAUGUAAUGUGUUAUGUUACCCGAUUUUAAUUGUCUUUGUCGAUUUAUUGUGUAUUAUCAAGUUCGGGUUUGAAAUUGUUUUCAUUGUCUUUGUUUUCAGGCCUGUUUCUAAGUAUUUGUGUAUUGUUUUGUUUCUGUUGUGUCAUUUUAUAGCUAAAUAAAACAAGAAAGGUUUUUAAUCCUGCACAUGGGUCUGAUUCAUUGUGAUUUCCAUCGUGACUGUGUGUGUCUUUGGGGGGUGGGGUGUCAGGGUUCCUGCAAUGAUUCUUUUUUACCUGACAAACCAUAAACUUAAAAAUAUAAUAUAGAUAUAUCUGGGUUGAUGAAAGACUGUCAGUGACCUCAAACCUGAAAUCAUUUUGACAAUUUUAUGAACCGUAACAAUGUCACAAACCAAACUAGCAUAAAAUGUGGCCUAUUAUGAAACAUCUGUUAAAUGUAACAUCUGUAGCCUGUUUAAAAAAAGACUUAUGUGUAUAUGUAUGUGUGUGUUUCUGUAUGUGUGUGCGAUGAAGUAAAUGAUAGAAUAUGUUUUCAAAACUGAGAAAUGACAUAAUGGUUGUUGUGGUUUCCUGAAAACCAAAGUAUAUAAAGAGAGACACUCAGUUGCAUGUAACUAUUCUAAAUGUAUAAACACUUUGUUCACAUUUUCAAGUCAUAACAGCGUCUUUUAAUAAAAUGCAUUUGUCUUACAGCAAAUAAAAAACAGUAGAACAGCUGAGUUCUACUUCAGCCUUACCAAGGUGUUGUAUA
Molecule: messenger RNA, 3009 nt
Organism: Tachysurus fulvidraco (yellow catfish)
Lineage: Eukaryota; Metazoa; Chordata; Actinopteri; Siluriformes; Bagridae
Exons: 9
Coding region: 357-1823 (488 amino acids)
Biological process (GO): negative regulation of T cell proliferation; immune response; cellular response to lipopolysaccharide
Cellular component (GO): external side of plasma membrane
Source: RefSeq, a predicted model, not a curated record